CAUGAGAUUGAGAGAGUCAUAUGCUUAAAAAAAAUAAUGUAUGCUCAGAAAGAAAGAAAGAAAGACGGAAACAAAUUAUAAUUGAAAACUAGCCGUUACGUCUAGGCUUUGUAAGAAGAAGAGCCACCCCUGCAAAAAAAUCUUAAUGCACCCACCACAAAACUCAACAAUUUCUCUCUCUCAAUACAAGAUUCUUUCUCUCUCUCUCUCUCCCCUGCAAACAUGGUCACGUGCUCUUUCACGCUCACAGGAAAACCCCACCUCUUUGUUCUCACUACUUAACAUUCUUCCAAGUGAUUAGUCCUGUUUCAUCCUUCUCGGCUUCCUAGUUAGUUAGUUAGUUUAACUCUAUCACGAACCAAAGCUAGAAAGACCCAAGCUAGAUGCUUCCUUCUUCUUCUUCUUCUUCUUAUCAGUUUUUUUUUUGGUAUUUUAGAUUUUAGAACUACCCAGUUGAGUUUCUCUUUUUAGUUUGAGAUGAAAAGGGUGACAGAUUGGCUCCACAUUUCGAAAAAGAAGAGAGAAAAGAGGAAGAUUUCUUCUGGGUGUAUGAGAUAUAACCAUUUAUUGUACUUUUCUCUUCUGUUACUGAUAUGGGUCUUUCAGCCGGUUUCAGGCCAAGAUUGGGAUGGUGUAAUAGUCACGGCAGCUGAUUUUCAAGCCCUUCAAGCGUUUAAGCAGGAACUAACUGACCCAAAAGGGUUUUUGAGGAGCUGGAACGAUAGUGGCUAUGGAGCUUGCUCUGGUGGUUGGGUUGGAAUCAAAUGCGCUCAGGGACAGGUUAUUGUUAUACAGCUUCCGUGGAAGGGAUUGGGUGGUCAAAUCACUGAGAAUAUUGGUCAACUUCAGGCCCUUCGUAAGCUCAGCCUCCACGAUAAUCUUAUUGGGGGUUCGAUCCCUUCAGCAUUGGGGUUCCUUCCCAAUCUCAGAGGAGUUCAACUAUUCAACAAUCGGCUUUCAGGUUCAAUCCCUCCUUCAUUGGGUUUUAGUCCUAUGCUUCAGACUCUUGACCUUAGUAAUAACUCACUAAGUGGGACUAUCCCACCUAGUCUUGCAAACUCUACUAAGCUUUUUAGAGUCAAUCUUAGUUUCAAUUUGUUUUCUGGGUCUAUCCCUUCUAGCCUUACUGGCUUACCAUCAAUCAUCUUCCUUUCUCUUCAACACAACAAUCUCUCUGGUGCUAUGCCCGGCUCUUUGAGUAGGAGUCUUCACUCCUUAACCCUUGAUCAUAACUCUCUCUCAGGAAGUUUACCUGCUUCUUUGGGAAUGUUAACUAGGAUUGAAGAGGUUUCCCUUAAUGGAAACAAAUUUAUUGGAGUCAUUCCAAAUGAAAUAGGGAGGCUUUCUAAGCUUAAAACACUUGAUCUCUCAAAUAAUGCCAUAAAUGGAAGCUUGCCCACUAGUCUUUCUAAUUUGUCCUCACUUGUUUUGUUGAAUUUGGAGGGAAACAACCUUGAUUUUCAAAUCCCAGAAGAGCUUGGGAGAUUGCAUAACCUUUCUGUUCUCAACCUUAGAGGAAACCAGUUAAAGGGUUCAAUUCCAGCUACCCUUGGAAACAUUUCUACGCUUACUCAACUUGAAUUGUCACACAAUAAUCUCAACGAAUCAAUACCUGCUUCCCUUUCUGCUUUAUCACAUCUUGUUCUUUUCAAUGUUUCCUACAAUAACCUCUCCGGUUCUGUUCCAACUACUCUGGCACAAAAGUUCAACUCAAGCUCUUUUGUUGGGAAUAUCCAACUAUGUGGAUACAGUGGCUCAAUCCCAUGCCCUUCUGAAGUACCUUCUCAAGGAGCCACGCCUCCAUCCCCUCAGAGAUUGAAAUCUCAUCGACAUAAACUAAGUACGAAAGACAUAAUUCUUAUAGCAGCGGCUGCUCUCCUUUUAGUUUUGCUCAUACUAUGUUGCAUUUUACUAUAUUGCCUGUUAAGGAGGAGGACUGCGUCAAAAGCCAAAGAUGGCCAGGGCACCGGAAGAGCUGGUGCGGUUGCAAGGACCGAAAAGGGGGUCCCGGUUGUGGGAGGUGAAGCAGAAUCCAGUGGAGAGGCCGGAGGAAAACUAGUCCACUUUGAUGGAUCAGUGGUCUUCACAGCAGAUGAUCUUUUGUGUGCAACAGCUGAGAUAAUGGGAAAGAGCACUUACGGGACUGUCUACAAGGCCACACUAGAAGAUGGGCAUGAAGUUGCAGUCAAGAGAUUAAGGGAGAAGAUCACAAAAAGUCAUAGGGAAUUCGAGACAGAGGUUAAUGUUUUGGGAAAAAUUCGACACCCAAAUCUCUUGGCUAUGAGAGCUUAUUACAUGGGUCCUAAAGGAGAGAAGCUCCUUGUUUUUGAUUACAUGUCAAAAGGGAAUCUUGCAACUUUUCUCCAUGCUCGAGAACCUGAAACAACGAUUAAUUGGCCAACAAGAAUGAAAAUAGCUCAGGGCAUGACUCGCGGCCUGUUCUACCUCCAUUCUAACGAGAAUAUCAUUCAUGGAAACCUAACAUCCAGCAAUAUCUUACUGGACGAGCAAACAAACGCAAAAGUAGCAGACUUCGGACUCUCCAGGCUAAUGACAACUGCCGCUGCCUCAAAUGUGAUUGCUACUGCUGGUGCACUGGGCUACCGUGCACCAGAGCUUUCAAAGCUCAAGAAAGCUAACACGAAAACCGACGUGUACAGCCUUGGGGUCAUCAUGUUGGAACUUCUAACAGGGAAAUCCCCAGGUGAGACAACGAAUGGUCUUGAUUUGCCACAGUGGGUGGCUUCCAUUGUAAAAGAAGAGUGGACAAACGAAGUUUUUGACUUGGAAUUGAUGAGAGAUGCUCCAAGCGUUGGUGACGAGUUAUUGAACACCUUAAAAUUGGCUUUGCAUUGUGUUGAUCCUUCACCAUCAGCCAGACCAGAAGUUCAGCAGGUUCUUCAGCAACUUGAAGAGAUUAGACCUGACAAUGCCAGUGCAAGUUCUGGUGAUGAUGGAAUUGGAGCCCCUUCCACUAGCGAGUAAAACAAAAGAAAACUAGUGAUGGAUUCCAGAAUACGACAGGAUAUGUAUUCUGGUGCCAUAAGAAUAGUAGAAGUAGGUACAUUAGUUGAUGAAUUCUUUCAUUCUUCAAUGGUAAUUUUGCUUUGGUAGAGAGAUCACUUAGGCUUGUAAAUACACGUUUGUUUUGAUCCAUUUGAGUGUUCAUUUUCUUCGUAUUA
This is a messenger RNA of Humulus lupulus (European hop), 3182 nucleotides long. Its product is annotated as probably inactive leucine-rich repeat receptor-like protein kinase IMK2. Gene Ontology annotation, molecular function: protein binding; ATP binding; protein kinase activity. The transcript is spliced from 2 exons. Bases 478 to 2985 code for a protein of 835 amino acids. Gene Ontology annotation, biological process: protein phosphorylation. The record is from RefSeq and is a predicted model, not a curated record. NCBI's taxonomy places the organism in Eukaryota, Viridiplantae, Streptophyta, Magnoliopsida, Rosales, Cannabaceae.